AUGGGAAAAAAAUACAGUCAGAGGGUUAUCUAUGAACUUAAGCCUAGAUGGUGUUCAAACGGCAAUAUUAUUGGGCAUGAUACUGACAAUUGUAGAAGGCAAAAGUUCAAGAAAAUAUGGGUUCCAAUUAAUAGAAAGGAAGAUUAUGAAACUCAAGUAAAUUGUACUCUGUCAGCUAAUACUGAGUCUGUGCAUGUUUCUGGUGGUCAGACUAAUGCUAGUCUGGCUGAAUCAUCUGCUCAACAAAUGAAAGAUCAAUCAAACAGUAAACAUGCACAAAAGGUAUCAGAGGCAAAUAUGAGAAUUGAUACUGGGAAAAAUGCUCAUGUUUUACCUGAUAAAGGACAAACUUUAUCUUCUGCACCUGGGAACAAUACUCAUGUAUCACCUGAUAAAGGGCAAACUGAAUCUGGGAAACAUGCACAGCACAUGAGGUAUGAUAUUCAGAGCAUUAGACUUGGAAAUUCUGGUUUGGCAACUUUUCAUCAAAUUUCUUCUCCAACAGUCAAUGCUUCUGGGUUUUCAAGUGUUAAUAGGACAAAUAUUGCAAGAAGAGUUUUAGCUAGAGCUCUAGGGAAUCAAAUUCAGUGUGUCAAAACUUCAAUGCAAUAUGUUAUAUGCUCAGUCAACACAAAGGAUGGCAGGUUUUCUUGCUUAAUGACUGUGGUUUAUGCUCUGAAUCAAAGAGAUGGAAGAAAAGUAUUAUGGCAGGAUCUUCAAGUCUUCAAGCUAUCAGUUGAUUGCCCCUGGCUAGUUGGGGGAGAUUUUAAUGCCAUUACUAAUGGUGAUGAAAAGUUGGGAGGUGCACCAAUUACAGGAGCUGACACUAAAGAUUUUCAGCACUUCAUUUCUUCUAAUCAACUGGUGCAUAUUAAGACUACUGGGUGCUUCUACACAUGGAAUAGCAAGCAGGAAGCUGUUACUAGAGUUUGGAGCAGAUUAGACAGAGUUUUGGGGAAAAAGCCAUUCAAGUUUUUCAAGAUGUGGACUAAACAUACUGAAUAUCUCUCUAUAGUCAGAUCUAUUUGGCAGCAGGAUAUGCAAGGUUAUUAUAUGUACAAACUAUCUUUGAAGCUGAAAAUGCUCAAACCUGCCCUCAAAGAAUUAAAUAGAAGACAUUUCAUGAAUAUUAGUGAACAGGUGUUAAGAGCCAAACAUGAGCUAUCUGAUAUUCAAAAUAGGAUGAGUACUGAUCUAUUCAACUCUCAUCUUAUUUCCAAAGAGAAAGAAUGCUUGAAAAAAUACACCUCUUUGCUCCAAUGUGAAGAAUCGUUUUAUAGGCAGAAAGCAAGCAUAAAAUGGGCUAUUCAAGGAGACAAAUCCUCUCAUUUCUUCCAUUCAGCCAUGAAAGCUAGAAGGCAUCAAAAUAGGGUGUUGUCUCUGUAUACUGAGGAUGGAAAUAGAAUAUCUGACAUGGACACAAUCAUCAAUGAGCUUAUUAACUACUACAAGAGUUUAUUGGGAGUUUCUGGAAAUGUUUCUGAGCCUGAUAUUACUACUAUAACCAAUGGUCCUAUUCUCUCAUCAAGUCAAAGAGAAUUCUUAGCCUCUCCUGUCACUAGGGAGGAAAUAAAACUUGCUGUUUUCACUAUGUCUGAUGAUAGAAGCCCUGGUCCUGAUGGAUUUAGUGCAUCAUUCUUUAAAACUGCUUGGAAUGUAAUUGGAUAUGAGAUGUGUAAAGCAGUGGAAGAAUUCUUUUAUACUGGCAAACUCCUUGGCACCUUCAACUCAACCUCCAUCACAUUGGUGCCUAAAAUUCUUAAUCCAAGAUCUCCCUCUGAUUAUAGACCUAUCUCUUGUUGCAACUGUGUUUACAAAGUAAUAUCUAAAAUUAUUGCCGCCAGAAUCCAGAAUGUUAUUGGUUAUCUGAUUGAUGAUGCUCAGAGUGCAUUUGUCAAGGGCAGGCUGAUUUCUAACAAUAUUCUCCUAGCACAUGAACUCUUAAAACACUAUGGAAGGAAGAAUGUCUCUCCAAGAGCUGUCCUUAACAUUGAUUUGAGGAAGGCAUUUGACACUAUAAAUUGGAGUUUUAUCAAGGCUAUGCUGACAGGUCUGGGAUUCCCUGAUAAUAUGGUUACAUGGGUGAUUGAAUGCAUCUCUACCUCCAAGUUCUCUUUGUCACUUAAUGGCUCAUUACAUGGCUACUUUGAGGGGGCUAGAGGAUUGAGGCAAGGAGAUCCAUUGUCUCCCUAUUUGUUUGUGCUUGGUAUGGAAGCGGACAAGGUUUCUAUAGCCAAAAUAAAUAACUGCCUUCAGGAGUUUAGUAAAGUAUCUGGAUUGGAGGCCAACUCUUAUAAAAGCUCUGUCCUCUUGAGUGGGAUUCAGGAGUUUAGUAAAGUAUCUGGAUUGGAGGCCAACUCUUAUAAAAGCUCUGUCCUCUUGAGUGGGAUUGAAGACAUUUCUAAAGUUCAAAUAUGCUCAUAUUUAAAUUUUCCAGAGGGUUCUUUACCUAUGAGAUACUUAGGAAUGUCAUUGGUCUCUAAAAGGCUCUCUUACCUGGACUGUUCAUCAUUGAUCUCAAAAAUUUCGGAUAAACUUCAAGUCUGGCAAAGUAGGAAGAACUUAUCUUAUGCAGGGAGGAUUCAACUUAUAAAAACUGUUAUCUUGGGUAUUCAAACAUACUGGACAAGUAACUAUAUCUUGCCGAUCAGGGUAUUGGAAAAAAUUGACAUGCUUUGCUCUGCUUUCUUAUGGGGAAGCAAAAUCCAUCAAGUCUCCUGGAUAGAGGUUUGCAAGGAUAAGAAGAUAGGAGGUCUGGGGUUAUUCUCCACCAAAUUGUGGAACUAUGCUGCAGCAAUCAAGAUGUUAUGGAUGAUACACUCUAAAAAAGAUCUCUUGUGGAUAAAAUGGGUGCAUGGAAAUUACUUAAAACAACAGGAGAUUUGGCAAGUUCAACCGAGAAAAAGUGAUUCAUGGAUGUGGAGACAAAUCCUAAGGGUGAGGGAUUUGGUAUUGAGGAGGUUUGGGAAUGUGUAUAACCUGCAUAGAAUCAUUGCUAACUGUCACAAUAAUGGGACAAUGAAAAUUUCAUCUGUUUAUAAUGCCAUCUCCCAAUCUUCAGCAACUGUCUGUCACAAUAAUGGGACAAUGAAAAUUUCAUCUGUUUAUAAUGCCAUCUCCCAAUCUUCAGCAACUGUCCCCUGGGCAAAAACAGUUUGGGGAGGUUUGCAUUACCCCAAGCAUUCGAUGAUUCUAUGGCUUGCUACUCUAUCGAAGCUUCUGACUAAGGAUAGGUUGUGUCGCAUGGGUAUAUUGGAAAACAACCAGUGUGUGCUCUGUGCUGAUUCUGUAUUGCGAUGGUAUAACAACAAUUUGAGGGGGCUUGGAUUCAGAAAGAAACUGAAAAGAAUGAUGUUAUCUGGAGCUGUGUAUUGGAUAUGGAAGGAGAGAAAUCAGAGAAUUUUUCAACAAAAAGCCCAUAGCCCUGAUCAACUUAUCAAGGAAAUAAAGAUUUCAUUACUCUCAAAAGUUCUUAAUGAAGAUGUUCCUGAGUACUUGAAGGAAGAAAUAGCAAAAUUGUAA
This is a messenger RNA of Asparagus officinalis (garden asparagus), 3522 nucleotides long. RefSeq lists its product as uncharacterized. Bases 1 to 3522 code for a protein of 1173 amino acids. The record is from RefSeq and is a predicted model, not a curated record. The transcript has 5 exons. Lineage: Eukaryota; Viridiplantae; Streptophyta; Magnoliopsida; Asparagales; Asparagaceae.